CGAAGCAGAACCUUUAGCGGUGCCCCCAGUUCUUCCAUCUGCAGCCACUCUCUCUGUCCAGUUGAGCAAGAAACAACAGUCAGUCUGAGCAGCUGGUCUACAGCCACUUCUGCUGGGUUCACAUAGCUUUCACAGGAUUUUGGGUUGUGCUAACAUGGCAUCUCUGAAGAGUGUGCUUUCUCUGGGAGUCUGUCUGUCUGCUUGGAUCAUCACUAUUGCAGCUCAGAACUCUUUGCCCCAAGCACAGAACGUGCACUGGGUCUCUCUGGACUUUAAAACCAUCCUCACCUGGACUACCGAAGGAUCUGACCUCACAUACACUGUCCUGUACUCUUGGGAUAAAACUGACUGGCUGGAAAGUGCUGACUGCAUCCAAAUGUUAGACACAGAAUGUGAUCUGACCCACAACCUGCAACCCUACGACAGGACCUACACUGCUGACAUCCAAACAGAGCAUGAGAUGCCUGAGUCUGACUAUCCCCUGGAGGAAUUGAGUCAUGUUUAUUCUCCACAGUUCAACCCCUAUAAAGAGAGUAACAUCAGUGCUGCGAACUUCACUGUGGAGAAGGUAAAUAAGAGCACAGUAAUUAUCAGCAUCACAGAUCCUCUGACCAGCAUCCAUGAGCGUGGGAAGCAGCUUAGCAUUAGAGAGAUUCUCAAAAGUGACCUCCAUUAUAAGAUCAUCUACUACAAGUCUGGAAGUACAGGAAAGAGAGAGGUCACAUCUGACUCCAGCAAGGUAGAGGUGUCCCAACUGGAUCCAGGACAGAGUUACUGCUUCAUGGUGGCAGCUUACAUCCCCUCCAGACCCAAAACUACACAGCACGGAGCCUGGAGCAGACAGCGGUGUACACCUGGGAGCAAUGACACCCUGCAAGAGUGGAGUCUUGGAGCGUGGGUUGGUGUAGUCUUCAUCUUGAUCACAGUCUUCAUCAUCACGGUCACUGUGACCAUCCUCUGCUGCAAAUGCUGCAGACAAAGAAACAAAACCCUCCAGACGACUCAAUCAUCAGCGCCUAUUUAAUGUACUGUGUGUGUGUGUGUGUGUGUGUGUGUGUGGGGGGAAGCGUCUUUCAAACGAAGGGAGCUGGCUUCUCUUCAGUUUUCUAUAUCCUCUCUGUUUAUAGGAAAACAUGGUUUAGUUAUCUAUGCUCUGUGUUUUCAGUGGUCAUUAUGUUUUUUAUUUCACAUUUUAAUAUUUUAAUACCUUGAAGGUGACCGUGCAGCUGCCGCUCAUUAGUACUUUUGUGUUUUGUUUUAGAAUAUCAAAUCCUAGCUAAUUCUAACUAAUCCUAACCACAGCAGCAGUUUCAACAGUUUUGUCAGAAACUAAUUCAAAAGAUUAAAAUGUGAUUUGUUAACCUGUUUUUACAUAUAUCUUUAUAUUUUACUGUAGCUUACAGUUGUGUCAAGACUAAAUACAAAUAACCACUACAUGUACAGUGAACUAAGCUCUUUGGUGGCAUCUAAUGGUUGCUCCAUGGAACUACAUCAGUAUUCUCUACAGAUCCACAUUCAACUAUACCUUUAGUCUUAUGUAACUAACUCGUUCAUUAAUGUCUGUUGUGUCACUAGUACCUUUUGUUGAUCAAAAGGGAAGAAAAGCAAUAAAACACAAAAAUUAAAAGGUU
Messenger RNA from Dicentrarchus labrax (European seabass), 1631 nucleotides. Its product is annotated as tissue factor. Gene Ontology annotation, biological process: blood coagulation. The record is from RefSeq and is a predicted model, not a curated record. The transcript is spliced from 7 exons. The coding region runs from base 155 to 1024 and encodes 289 amino acids. Gene Ontology annotation, cellular component: membrane. Gene Ontology annotation, molecular function: protein binding. NCBI's taxonomy places the organism in Eukaryota, Metazoa, Chordata, Actinopteri, Moronidae.